CGCGGUCGUAUGUAAUUUUCGGUUUCCGAAGACGUUCAGUGCUAAAUAAUUCCUGUCAUCUUGGGUUAUUGAAUUGGGAGGGGCAUGUGAUCAGUUUUUUUGUGCAAUGCAGUGACAGAGUAUGAGAAUGUGAACACGAGUUCUAAGUGCAUUUCGAGUGCCUUCAACUUAUAUAGAAAACAAACAUACGUUAGUGAAAUACCAAAAAAAAGCGCCACAAUGGUGCAUAAUAGAUUCGUAGUACAAACAACGAUUCCGAUUAACGGUCACGGUCGGGAUAGUUCAACUCCAACCGCAUUCAGACAACUGGGUGACCCGGUUCAGGUGAACGGCGGCGAGCCUAACCACAACACGACCAAUGAUGGAACUAACCCACCGGGAAAUCGUCGCACGAGCAUAAUGGGCAUGAUGAGAGAUGCUUUGCCACGGCUUGAUCAUUACCGUAUAUCGGUGCGGAAAGGUAAACGACCAUCACUGGGAGAGCUACAGGGGGAAAAAGAUGAUACAGGAGCGAAGCAACCUAUCGAAGAGGAGCCCGCAAAAGCCGGUGGCCACCUCAUUAGGUUGGGAUGGAUUCAAGGUGUUACAACGCCAUGCCUGCUCAACAUUUGGGGAGUGAUGCUAUUCCUGCGACUUAGCUGGAUUGUUGCGGAAGCUGGCUUUAUCCAAGCUAUGCUGAUCAUAGGACUGUCGUACGUGGUGUGCGUGGUUACCACCUUAUCCUUAUCCGCACUGUGCACUAACGGGCAGGUCAAAUCCGGCGGUUUAUACUACAUCAUCUCCAGAUCUUUAGGACCGGAGUUUGGGGCUUCCGUUGGUGUAGUGUUCGCAUUCGCUAAUUCCGUAAACGCUUCAAUGAACACGAUUGGAUUUUGUGAAUCACUGAACGGUCUACUAGCAACCUACAAUUUAAAGAUUAUAGAUGGGGAUGUAAACGAUACCCGGAUAAUUGGAACAGUUGCAUUGCUGAUUAUGGUGGCGAUUUGCGCAGUGGGAAUGGAUUGGGAAGUUAAAGCCCAAAAUUUCCUACUUGUUUCCAUUCUGGUAGCAAUUGCAAGUUUUAUAAUCGGCACUAUUAGAGGUCCCUCGGAUUCAGAAGAAAUGGCGGAAGGUUUCCUGGGCAUUUCAGCGGCUGUGUUUUCGUCUAACUUGGGGCCAAGCUAUCGCUUAAGUGAAGGUGUUCAGCAAACUUUUUUCACCGUGUUCGCCAUCUUUUUCCCGAGUGUAACUGGCAUCCAGUGUGGUGCUAAUAUUUGUGGAGAUCUAAGAGACCCUGCAACAGCGAUACCCAAAGGAACGCUCCUGGCCUGUCUGAUUUCGGCCAUUUCCUAUAUAUCGUUUUCGUUGUUUGCCAGUUUGGCAUCUGUGCGAGAUGCCUCUGGUAACCUUACAGACCUCGUGGGAGUUAAUUUUACAUCGUGUGAUCCCGCUCUAAGCAACUGCCAUUAUGGACUAAACAACGACUACGGAAUAAUGCAACUUAUGGCAAUCUCAGCUCCACUGAUAUACCUAGGAUGCUGGGCGGCUACUCUCAGCACCGCAUUAACCAAUCUGCUCGCUGUUCCCCGGCUUAUACAAUCGCUUGGCCUCGAUCGUAUCUAUCCAGGAUUGAUAUUUUUCUCCAAAGGUUACGGCAAACACGGUGAACCUUAUCGCGGAUAUAUUUUGGUAUUUUUAGUUGCAUUCCUCUUCCUCAUGAUCGCCGAGCUGAACACGAUUGCGCCAUUGAUCUCUAUUUUCUUCUUGGCUUCGUAUGCUCUGGUCAACUUUUGCACUUUCCAUGCAGCCACCGUAAAACCACUCGGAUGGCGCCCAACAUUCCGGUUCUAUCACCCGGUGAUAAGUAUCCUGGGUUCGAUUUUGUGUGUGACUAUCAUGUUUCUUAUCGAUGUUGUGUCCACCUUCGUGGCAAUUGUUAUUAUUAUUGUACUCUACCUUACUGUGAUCUACCGGAAGCCGGAUGUAAAUUGGGGCUCCUCUAUGCAAGCCGCAGCCUAUAAGUCUGCACUCAACUCUGCAUUUAAUUUGGAACAAGUAGGAGAGCAUGUCAAAAACUACAACCCACAGCUUCUUGUUAUGACUGGAAACCCUAUGCAUCGACCGGCGCUGCUGAAUUUUGCUCACCUAAUAACGAAAAAUAACUCGUUGAUGAUUGUGGGGAAUGUGUCUGAAGAGAAGUUACCUUACAAAUACCGCAAACUUUUGAUUACCGACGGGAAGAAAACUGUAAAAGAUAUGAAAAUAAAGGCCUUUUAUCAAAUAAUAGACGGAUUACUGUUUGACGAAGGAGUUCGUGCUAUGAUUCAAUCUUCCGGAUUUGGAAAACUAGCUCCAAACAUUCUACUUAUUGGGUACAAAGCCAAUUGGAUUAAAUGCAGCCACGAAGAGCUGAAUAGAUACUACAAAGUUUUGCAUAACACAUUCGACAACCGUCUUUCUUUGGCAAUUCUUCGACUCCCUGAAGGUUGCGAUCGAUCGCACUUCAUUCCUAAUAACUCAGUCAUGGAUCUCAAUAUAUCUUAUUCCACGUUGAAUGUUGCCUCCUUCUCAGCAGUAGAAAGUUCUCCGCGUGGUCGUUUGGGAAAACCUGGCUUGAUGCCGGUAAAUUCCAACUUAGAUCUCGCAUCGAACGCAAACAGUGAGAGUACACUUAAUGAAGGUAAAAAUAAUUACCAACCGAAUUUCACAUUUUCUAAUUUUUACAUAAAAAUUACAGUCGCCAUAAACCUAGCUUCGUCAAUUCCAUCCAAGGAAUUGACUAGGUUCAGAGAAAAACAACUGCCGGGAGACAUCGACGUAUGGUGGUUGUACGAUGACGGAGGAUUAACAAUCCUCUUGCCUCACAUCAUAGCAGGACGGCCGAAGUGGGCCGCUUGCCGAAUCCGGGUCUUUGCACUGGCCAGCCACCAAACGGACUUCGAAGAAGAACGUAAAAACAUGGCGACCUUGUUGGAUAAGCUUCGCAUCAAGUACGUAUCCCUAACCAUGGUCUCCAUUACGGAUAAGCCACAGGAGUCAACUAUUGCUGCCCAUCGUUCGCUGCUCGAUACGAUUGCCGAGGACCAGGAAAGCAGUGUAAUCGUCAGCCAGGAGGAACGGGAGCAACUUAUGAGUAAAACUUACCGCCAGCUCCGGCUUCGGGAGCUUUUACUGCAAAACUCGAAAAAAUCCUCUCUGAUUGUGAUGUCGAUGCCAGUGCCACGAAAGGAUAUUGUGUCAGCAUCGCUUUACAUGUCCUGGCUGGAAAUGUUGACGAAAGACAUGCCACCGUUCCUACUAGUUCGCGGUAAUCAAACCUCGGUGCUAACAUUCUACUCUUAGCGAUGAAUGAACAAUAUAUGGGAAUGACUUUACAUCUCAAAGAAAAGCUUUCAUUUGCAGUUCACUAUCGGCUUCAUUUGAUCAUUGUAAUUUCGUUGCGUUUGCCUUGACAACUUUCUAGUGAUUAGUUUACGAACAAAGUCGAAUGAUUGUAUGAUGUUUUAAGUAUUGAUAUUAUAAAUAAACGAACGAUACUGUCCAU
This is a messenger RNA of Wyeomyia smithii (pitcher-plant mosquito), 3523 nucleotides long. It is a transcript of the gene NKCC, whose product is annotated as bumetanide-sensitive sodium-(potassium)-chloride cotransporter. The coding region runs from base 220 to 3321 and encodes 1033 amino acids. Gene Ontology annotation, molecular function: sodium:potassium:chloride symporter activity. The transcript is spliced from 8 exons. Gene Ontology annotation, cellular component: membrane. NCBI's taxonomy places the organism in Eukaryota, Metazoa, Arthropoda, Insecta, Diptera, Culicidae. Gene Ontology annotation, biological process: chloride transmembrane transport; sodium ion transmembrane transport; potassium ion homeostasis. The record is from RefSeq and is a predicted model, not a curated record.